Panicum hallii is the source of this 1183-nucleotide messenger RNA. Its product is annotated as nuclear cap-binding protein subunit 2. Gene Ontology annotation, biological process: mRNA cis splicing, via spliceosome. Lineage: Eukaryota; Viridiplantae; Streptophyta; Magnoliopsida; Poales; Poaceae. Gene Ontology annotation, molecular function: RNA cap binding. Gene Ontology annotation, cellular component: nuclear cap binding complex. Bases 144 to 875 code for a protein of 243 amino acids. The transcript has 8 exons. The record is from RefSeq and is a predicted model, not a curated record.
CGUGACGCGUUCCGUUCGGGGUUCGGCCAUCGCAAUUCGCAAAAAUUCCCCACCUCCCGGCCCUCUUCUGUCGAGCCUAACCCCUGAACAGAGUGCGCAGAGCUCGAACCUAGCACGAGCGGCCGCCGCACCGCUCCCCCCCAAUGGCGUCCCUCUUCAAGGACCCGAACAAGCUGUCGGCGUACAGGGACCGGCGGUUUCCGGGGACGCAGGAGGAGUACGAGGCGGCGCUGCAGGCGUCGACAACGGUGUACAUCGGGAACAUGUCCUUCUACACCACGGAGGAGCAGGCCUACGAGCUCUUCUCCCGCGCCGGCGAGAUCAAGAAGAUCAUCAUGGGGCUCGACAAGAACUCCAAGACCCCCUGCGGCUUCUGCUUUGUACUGUACUACUCCAGGGAGGAUGCUGAAGAUGCUGUCAAAUAUAUUAGCGGAACAAUGCUUGACGAUCGUCCAAUCCGUGUUGAUUUUGAUUGGGGCUUUGAAGAAGGCAGGCAGUGGGGCCGUGGACGGAGUGGCGGUCAAGUCAGAGAUGAGUACCGUACAGAUUAUGAUCCAGGAAGAGGUGGUUAUGGUAAGAUGGUUCAGAAGGAGCUAGAAGCACAAAGAGAGUUAGUUGACUAUGGUGGAUCUUUUCAACCAAAUGCACCACCACCAUAUGAGAGAGGUGAACGCAAGAGAGGAUAUGGAGACUCUUACAGGAAUGACAGAGGAGAUUACCAACGGAAGCGCUACCGGAAUGAUGAUCGAUCUGCUGCGCCAGAGGGGUCCAAGAGAGCGCCUGACUCUGAUCAAGCGGAGAAGAAUCCUAGGUUCCGAGAGAAAGGUGACUCUGAUGAGGAAGAUGACGACUACGACAAGAGGCGACGUCGCUAAACCAGUGGAACAAUUGUUGCCUGUCUGCAGUUGAUCUGAUGCCCAAUUACUGCUGAAGAAUCCACAAAAUGCAGCCGUAUCUGAUUCACCUUGCUGUACAACAGACUAUGACUUCUCCUUGUUGGCCCGUUCCUCCGUCUCGUGCCCUUACCAUCUGUUAAUCAGCAUUUGCGUAGGUUUUGCAUGGGGAUGUUGGUGAUGCGAGUACGAGAUUCUGUGCUAACCGUUUAAUGACACUGAAACCAAAAGAUGUUAGCACUAAUUUGUUACCCAACCCUUGAAUUGUUGUCGCUUCCGUGUUGCGUCAA